Messenger RNA from Condylura cristata (star-nosed mole), 2381 nucleotides. It is a transcript of the gene VAT1, whose product is annotated as vesicle amine transport 1. NCBI's taxonomy places the organism in Eukaryota, Metazoa, Chordata, Mammalia, Eulipotyphla, Talpidae. The transcript is spliced from 6 exons. Bases 11 to 913 code for a protein of 300 amino acids. Gene Ontology annotation, molecular function: oxidoreductase activity; zinc ion binding. The record is from RefSeq and is a predicted model, not a curated record.
CGCCGACCUUAUGGCCCGGCAAGGGCUGUACGACCGGCUGCCGCCGCUGCCCAUCACUCCUGGCAUGGAGGGCGCGGGCGUCGUGAUCGCCGUGGGCGAGGGGGUGGACGACCGCAAGGUAGGAGACCGGGUGAUGGUGUUGAUCCGGUCGGGCAUGUGGCAGGAGGAGGUGACUGUGCCCUCAGCCCAGACCUUCCUGAUGCCUGAGGCCAUGACCUUUGAGGAAGCUGCUGCCUUGCUGGUCAAUUAUGUCACGGCUUACAUGGUCCUUUUUGACUUCGGCAACCUUCGGCCUGGCCACAGCGUCUUAGUGCACAUGGCUGCAGGGGGCGUGGGAAUGGCCGCUGUGCAGCUGUGCCGUACGGUGGAGAACGUGACAGUGUUCGGAACAGCCUCAGCCAGCAAGCAUGAGGUACUGAAGGAAAACGGGGUCACACACCCCAUCGACUACCACACAACUGACUAUGUGGAUGAGAUCAAGAAGAUCUCCCCCAAAGGAGUGGACAUCGUCAUGGACCCUCUGGGUGGGUCAGAUACCGCCAAGGGCUACAACCUCCUCAAACCCAUGGGCAAAGUGGUCACCUACGGAAUGGCUAACCUGCUGACGGGCCCCAAGCGGAACCUCAUGGCUCUAGCCCGCACGUGGUGGAAUCAGUUCAGUGUGACAGCCCUGCAGCUGCUGCCAGCCAACCGAGCUGUGUGUGGCUUCCACCUGGGCUACCUGGAGGGCGAGGUGGAGCUGGUGAGUGGUGUGGUGGCGCGCCUUCUGACUCUCUACAACCGGGGCCACAUCAAACCCCACAUCGACUCUGUGUGGCCCUUCGAGAAGGUGGUGGAUGCCAUGAGGCAGAUGCAGGAAAAGAAGAACGUGGGCAAAGUCCUCCUGGUGCCUGGGCCAGAGAAGGAGAACUAGGAUGGGGCCUGGGGACCCCUGGGGCCUGCGAGGGAGCAGCUGGGAAGCUGUGUGCUGGGGGCCGCAGACUCACAUUUCACCUUCUAUGGCAGUGCUCUGCCCUCCUGCCCUCUGCCCUCUCUCCCGCCCAGCCCAGGCUCUCCGUGCUGAUCACUCCCCUACCCUGCUCUUUCUCUUUCGUCAGGGCUGCCCCUCUCCCUGUCCUGCCCCCCAAAGAGGUUGGGAAGUGACCACUUGGAUGUCUGGGCCCUGCCAAGGGGACAGGGAGGGUCAGAGGGAGGCCACUGCUUCCUGCCCCCACCCUUUCCCCAGGCCUGCUGUGCUGCUUUUGUGCCAAGGUUAGCCAGUCCCUUCCCGUGCUGUUCUGUGUGCCCCGCCUCUGCCCCAUCUCCCCGCCUGCCCCUGCCCCACCACCGCCCCAAAGAACCGAAACGUGAGCUCAGGAUGUGGGGCCCACCUGUGUGAGUCCUGCAUGGCCUGUCUUGCCCUCCUGUCCCUGCAACCCAGGCCGCCAGCACCCACCUCUGACCUCUUGUUGCCUCAUUGCAUGGCCUUGUCUUCUGUCCCCAACUUCUUAAGCACAACUGGGCUUCUUCCACCUCUAGAUUUCCUGCCACUCUUGGCCAAGGUUGCCUCUUACAGCAAGGGUGGGAAUCAGCCCUGCUCCCCUGCGGUCUCAUUCUGUGGGCGGGACACAGACACCCCUCCCCCUCACUGAGUUCUCUGGAUUUGUUCUCAGUGCCUUACCAGCGGAAAACCUGUGCUUGUGUAUGUGGGGGUUCCCUGCCUCGCACCUCCUCCUCCGCCUCUGUAUGCCCCAGUGCCUUCCUUGUUCUGGGGGAGCUGGGGUUUUGCUGCUCCCCAGUCCCACAACACUGCCAAAAUUCUGAGUGUGUGCCAAUGGGGGGGGGCCAGCCCCUGGCACGCUGGGGUCUAUGCCAUGUCCUGUCUCUGGGGCUGUCAUUUCUCUGUGGGUGGUUGGGGACAAAGCUGGGGAAGCCUUCUCAGCCUUGCAGAUAAGUGUGGCUUUUACCAGCCAGGGCUCUGAGAGGCAGUUCUGUCUGUUUUUGUUUUGGGACCAAAGUGAAACUCAGAGCACAUUCCCUGUGUGUUCAAGGGAGGCCCACUGCCUCCUUGGAGCAGGGAGGUGGCUUUUCAAACUCAGCCCCCAACUUUGUUUACAUGGGUGGGGAGGUGGAGCAGGGCAGUAAGGGGGUGGGGUUGCUUAGGACCUGGGCUGCUGGAACCAAAGUGGGGGCUCCUGGGGGAGCGGUGAGACUCCCUCUGCGCUUUGAGGUAGAUUUGGGGACCGGGAUCGCCCAGCCAUUGCCAGUGAGAGGCGGGGGGGCACAACCUCUUCAUUUUCUAAAGAGGCCUAAAUGGCUCAAGUUUGAUUUCUGCUUUUGUGUACCCCACCCAUGACCACAGCUGCCUUUGUGUUUGUGUCAAUAAAAAGCCAAACCCCGGC